UCCAUACUUUGAUACUUUCAUUUCCCAGUUUGCUUCACUCGUUCUUUUUAAUGUUGUGCAGCGAAUUGCGAUAGCAAUCGUCCCUUGGAUUCUAUAUUUUUUUUCAAAUUUUUUUUUUUUUUGUUAUUUAUUUAUCGUCUAAGUAAACAAUUUUUUUUUCUGUUUGUUCAACUAUUUAAUUUCGUUGCAGCCAAACGAACACCGACGUCGUAGGAGACUACUGUUUUGUUCCUGUUCAUCUGCACUCUGCGUGGAUUCUCUGACAGCUAUAACUCUCUGUGUUGGCGUGUCCAUUGUGGUCUGUGUGUUAUAUGCCCGAUAUUGCAGCUUGAAAAAAACGGCUUCCGGAUAUUCGGUUGUUUUGUCGUUCCGAAGGCUUGUUCGUCGUCGACAUGUCCGAAAUGGUCAACGACAACGACAAGUCAUCGAAUCUGGCGGUUGAUGGCGACAAUGAAGGUAUAACAACAAAUGAAAUGGAAAAUGAAACAACCAUUGAAGAUAAGGUUAAAGUAGUGAGAUUUAAGCAGCCAACACAAAAGUAUACCAAAGAAGCAUUGUUGGAAUUACAAAACUUGAGCAGUUCCAAAUUGCGCCCAAAAUUUUUAGACAACUUCCCUGACUUGGAUUUAGAACUCGCUGGAAAAACUCGAAAGGGGAGUAGACCUGUUGCUAGUGGAAAACCAGCAACCAAUACCAAGACAGUAGCAUUUGAUUUACCGCCUUGGCAGAACCAACCAACAGAAAAUGGUGAACCUAAAACUGAGAAAAAACCUCAGGAUGCUAAAGAUCGUUUGAAAAAGGAUCAAGAUAUAGUUUUGAGUCCUCAAAGGCGUAGUUUCAAUUCAGGAUGUUUUGUUACUAUGAAUGCCUCUAGUGGACCAAAACGUUCAAAUAGUCCUUUGAAUACAUCUGCUAAACAGUAUGUCGAAAGGGAGCCCAUUCGAGAACCUCGUCGAGUUGGCAGUGGUCGAUUAAUGAGUCGAGAUUCAUGGGAUUCUGGUUUUCGUCAGCCAGAAAAUGGAAUUGCAAAUAAUUACAAUUUUGGUAAAGGUGGCUUCCGUGAAUCUUCAUCUCAUAGCUCAAUUGAACCUCGUAGAAAAGAUUUUGAGUUUGACAGAGGAGAAACAGAUCGUUAUAGAAAUUAUGAUCGCUUCAAAGGCUCUAGUAAUUAUGAUAGACGUCGAAAUGAUUCUUAUCGAACACAAGAAGAACCAGAAUGGAUGACAGAUGGCCCAACUUCUCAACAUGAUACUAUUGAGUUGCGAGGUUUUGAGGAUCCACCUGUAGACAAAACAAAAAAGAAAAAAACAAAACCCGCGGCCCGUGCUAAAAAGAAUUCAAUUGACUCUACAUCCACGGAAUCAGUAGCAGCUAUAAAAGGAGCCAAUGAAACUAAAAUUAAGAAAACUAAAAAAGAAAAAGAUGAGGAUAAAAAGAAAAGGUCGACAGUUGACAAACCAAAUAAUGAAUCUGAAGAUCAAACUAAAAAAGAUUCUGAAUCAAUAACUGGAAAUGAGUUCAUUCAAGCUUAUGAUGCUGAGCAUAAAACAAAUGACAAUGUGUUCAAUGAUUUCAAUAUUGAUGAUUUCUUAAAGCCAGAUUACUUAAGUGAUAUGCACAUUGAAGGGGAAACUGAUGGGAAUGUAGCUGGUUCACGAUUCCGCCAAUGGUUUACUACUCAUGAUAGUAGUCGUGCUUCAUCUGCUUCUACUGAAAUGUUAAAUUCAGCAACUAAUAAAGGUGCAACAGAUAAUAUAGAAGAAGACCCUAGACAGUUAACAUCAAUGCUCAUGGGAAUGGUUAAACAUAACAAUCAAAAUGAAUCAAAAAAUAUAACAAAUGCAUAUGAUUCUAUUACAUCGAGUGAAAAUAAUAAACUUCCUCCAGCUAUCAUGGAUGUUAUUAAAGCCAGUGCACCUCAGUUGACUGAUCCUAAAGCUGCCAUUCGUGAUUUAGAAGUUAAUGGUAAAGUUCAAAGUCUUGAAGAAAUUGAAUCUAGAUUGCGUAUGUCUAGUGGGCAACAAAAUGGUUAUUCACCGCCGCUUAACAAUAUUCAAUUCCACGAAGAAAUGAAACUAAAAAAACUGCAAAAUAUGAAAAUGCCUCAGAAUGAGCACGAAAACUCUAAUAAUGAUGGACACGUAACAAAUAGCUCUCAAAACUAUUCCAUAUUGCAGAUGCUAAAUAAUGCCCAAGGACCUCAAAACUAUAUGGUAAACCAAGGUCAAAACCCUGCCGGUCAGUAUGGUUCUUCAAAUAAUUAUCGCAGUCAACAACCAAAUAUGCAAGUUCCUAAUGAUCUUGUUAUGAAGCUCAUGGAAGCACAACAGAUUCAAAAGCAACAUGAAACUAUGGUUGCAAAAGCAAUGGCUGCUCAACAACAACAGUCUAAGCAAAAUAUGUUCAAACUUCCUGUGGAACUUCAAAAUAUGGUAAAUUUCUACACACCAACCAAAGAUAUAUUGCAAAGCCGCGAAGCACAAGAAAUGCUCAUGGGAAUAAAACGUGGUGAAGUAAUGUUACAUCAUUUGGUAGAGCAAUGGAAAAAGACAAGUACUAAUCAGUCUCGUUAUCGCGAAACUCUUAUUUGUCUUAUGAAAGUAUUUCAACAUUCAAGCAAUGCCCAAAGAAUGGCUAACCAACAGGAUAUAGUUUACCAACAACAACAACAAGCUGCAUUAUAUCAAAGCCAAAUGCUUAAAAGACAAUUGCUCGAUCAAACUCACAAAAGGAUGGAAAAUGUUCAUAAUGCAUCAUAUGGCGGAGAAGGUGCUAUGGAUUUGGGCUCAUCUCAGUCACAAUCUCAACCAAGAAUUGGCCUUACUCCAACGUCUGUGUUACGUAAAAUGACUUCAACCUCAGAACCUUUGGUAGACAAACACCAUAUACCUGAUGAAAGAUCUGUUACCCAGCAUGCACUUCAGCAUCAAAUAAACACUCUACAACAACAAAUCCAGCAACAACAGUUUAUGCAGCAGCAGCAACAACAACAGCAGCAGCAGCAGCAACAACAACAACAACGGCCGGUCAAUACAACUAUCCAACAAAUACUGAGUGGUAAUUAUCCCAGGUAUCACGGAGCUCAACAACAACAACAGCAGCAGCAAUCCAAUAAUAUGAAUGGUCGCAGUAUAAAUUAUGGUUCUGCGGAUAAAUCUCGCAUGAACCGGGUACAAUCUCCUGUUAGCAAUCAGCUUGCACGUUGGUUUUCUCCAGAACUGUUAGCACAAGCUCGUGCUGGGCGUUUGCCAAACAUGCCUGCUAUGUCGCAGAAUAUCAACAUGCUCAGUGUCGAGGAUAUCGAAAAGUUCCAGGUUGGUGGUCGCUCUUAAUUAGUAAAAAUUGUGGUGACCUCUACAAUUUUGUGUAAAAAUCGUAAAAAAACAAAAAAAAAAGUUGUUAUUCCUUUUAAAUAUAUAUAGGGCCCUUCUUAAAGUCUCAAUAUUUUCUUUCUUUUCCUUUUGUUUUAUUAUGGGGUUCUUAAUUUAUUUUAAGUUCAGUGUUUUUCCACUGACCUCUCUUUAAAAUUAUUUCCUCAGAGCAAUUCAGAAACGUUUUUCUUUUUCUUUUUGCAUGUUUAAACAAAAAAUUAACUAUUAAUUUUUGAAAAUUGUAAUUUUAUUCUAAUGAACUUGAAACACAUACUUAUUUUAUAUAAUACAUUAUAAUUUCUUUAAGAUUAUGAACCUCUUGUGUACAAAAAUUCAUUAUUAUAUCUUUAGAAAACAACGUGUAAAUAAGUACAAAGAAAUAUUUUCUUAUGUACCAUUUGUCUGUGAUGUUAGAAGUUGUAUAUGAAAUGUAAGUUUGAUAAGUCUUUGUAUUACUAGAAUUAAAAAAAAAUGAACCGCUUUAGCGGAGAUAUGUUUGAAAAAAUAAACUAUUGUAAUUAUAAUAUAUACUUAUAGUUUUUGACAAACUCA
This is a messenger RNA of Metopolophium dirhodum (rose-grain aphid), 3923 nucleotides long. RefSeq lists its product as uncharacterized. Gene Ontology annotation, biological process: negative regulation of translation. Gene Ontology annotation, molecular function: mRNA binding. Gene Ontology annotation, cellular component: cytoplasm; nucleus. The transcript is spliced from 21 exons. The record is from RefSeq and is a predicted model, not a curated record. Lineage: Eukaryota; Metazoa; Arthropoda; Insecta; Hemiptera; Aphididae. Bases 393 to 3332 code for a protein of 979 amino acids.